GAAGAAACGGCCAGGCUUUUGGAGUAAAUGAAGAUGAAGAAAGUGCUUCCCUUUGAAGGAACAACAACAACACAUCUCAAUCUCAUUUCAUUUCUCUUCUUCUUCUUCAUUAGUUGUUCAGUGUUGAAAAUCGGGUUUAGUUUGUGAUGAUAGUAGAGCUUGAAAGUUUGAGAGUGAGAGAGAGGCAGAGGGGUUUGUGGGGAUUGUGAUGUAUUGUGGCGGAGGGAGAGAGGGCGAGCUAUGGGAUUGUGGAAAAGUGCGGGCAAUGAAUUUGCAAAGAAUGGGUUCAAUUGUACGCGAUAUUGGAGAUCCUUGCCUUUCACAAUCGCCUAUAAAGAUAUCUAGAAUGCUGAAGCCGGAAAAGUGGCAGGCAACUUUUGAUAGUGAUGGCAAGGUUUCAGGUUUUCAGAAAGCACUCAAGUUGAUUGUUUUGGGGGGUGUGGAUCCAUCUAUACGGCCAGAAGUUUGGGAAUUUUUACUUGGUUGCUAUGCACUGGGGACUACUGCUGAGUACCGAAGGCAACUAAGAAGAGCCAGGAGGGAACGUUACAAGGAGUUGAUUAAGCAAUGUCAAAUAAUGCAUUCAAGCAUUGGAACUGGAUCACUUGCCUAUGUUGUGGGGUCCAAGGUUAUGGACAUGAGAACAUCAUCCAAAGAUGACGGGAGAAAAGAAGAUAAAGUUGAAAGUAGACAAGCUUCUAUUGAUAAUACUAACCAAUUGGAGAAUUUUUGUGAUUUGAGUAAUAAUUGUACAGAUACAUCAUAUGCAUGCAAAAGGGAAAGUUCUACUGAUUCGGCAGAGCUUGUCAGUGUUUGGGAAAGCUUGGAUAGUGCAGCAUAUGACUCUUCUUGUUUUGUACCUACAUCUGAUCCAAACAAUUGCAACACCCCUAAUCCGGGAAGAGAAAGUAAUGGAUCACAAGUUGUAACUGAAAGUUAUUUUGAUUUUCCUCAUUUACCAGUCACAAAUUUGUUUGAGACGAGUGGAAACAAUGAUGAAGAAUAUGGUGUGUGUGAAGAUGAACCAUCUACGCAACAAUUGAGAUUUGAGGAUGACAGAAUGCACAGUUUUCAAAUUAGUAAUAAUGCAGAAUUAAUCAUGGAAUCAAAUGGUUCACCAUCUAACAACAUUUCACACCCCAUGAAUUCAGAAAUUGAAAUGGCUUGUUCUGGUUCCCAUAAACCAGAAUUGUGGUCCAAAAAUCUGGAUUUUGAAACAGAAAUAGUUAACAAGUUGAGAAUAUCAGAUGUUCCAGACACGCCAUUGAUGAAUGCAACCACAUUACAAGGAGCGGCUGUCAGUGGAGACAGGGUUUCUGAAUGGCUUUGGACUUUGCAUAGGAUAGUCGUUGAUGUGGUAAGAACAGAUAGUCAUCUUGAAUUCUAUGAGGAUACAAGAAAUUUAGCUAGGAUGUCUGACAUCCUUGCUGUUUAUGCUUGGGUUGAUCCUGCCACUGGUUAUUGUCAAGGUAUGAGUGACUUGCUAUCUCCUUUUGUUGUUCUCUUUGAGGACAAUGCUGAUGCAUUUUGGUGCUUUGAGAUGCUUCUUAGGAGAACGCGUGAAAAUUUUCAAAUGGAAGGUCCAACUGGAGUUAUGAAGCAGUUGCAAGCAUUGUGGCAUAUUCUGGAACUCACAGACAGGGAAAUGUUUUCACAUCUGUCAAAUAUAGGUGCUGAAAGCCUUCAUUUUGCAUUUCGAAUGUUACUGGUACUCUUCCGUCGGGAGUUAUCUUUUAAUGAUGCUCUUCGUAUGUGGGAGAUGAUGUGGGCUGCUGAUUUUGACAUGUCUUUGAUCAAUAAUUUGGAGGAGAACUGUCUGGAAGCCUUGAUUAUACGGUUACCAAGGGAGUCUGAUGCAGAAAUUAGAGAAGAAAGCACAGAAAAUGGUGGCGGUACUGAUUUAAAGGGUGGCUUAGAACAAAAAAAUGGAAAUGUGGAGGGUUCCAUGCCUGACAAUGUUGGAGUGAAAUCAGCAUCAGGUCAUCCAUUUUGUGGCUUGACAAGGAAUCUCUGGUCAAGAAAUCAUCACUUGCAGAACUGCACUGUAGUCUCAUCAACUGGAAGUGGAGAUGACGAAUUGCCUGUGUUUUGUGUGGCAGCAAUUCUUAUAUUGAACCGUAACAAAAUUGUGAAAGAAACACGUUCAAUUGAUGACAUGAUAAAGAUUUUCAAUGAUAAGCUGCUUGAGAUACAUAUAAAAAGAUGUAUACGCACAGCAAUCAAAAUUCGGAAAAAAUACUUUUACAAGUUGAUAAAGAUCAAGAGUCAUGCAGUGCGGAAUGGUGAAUAGGCUAUGCUGUUUCCUGCUUUCUAUGGGACAAAGUCAUGGUAAUGGAACUCGAAGUUCGUGGUCUGACACUUGGAUUCCAAGAUUAAGUGUGGCAUGAUGGAAUUUAUUAUUUAAAUCUUUCACAAUGGAGGAGUUCAGAGAAGUGCUUUGCAGGAUGAAGGUCAUGCCAGUUGUUUGUACAUCAGUAUCUCAUCUCACAUCUUCAACAAGGUAGUUACUGUCUCACUCUGCCUCCAUUCCUCUAUGCAAUGACAAUGUUUAUUGUAAAUGAAUUGUAUAAAAUUCACAAUUUUGGUAGCUGUUUUUGCUGAGCUAAUCUGGAAUUUCUGACAGGCUGAACUUUUAUGUAUUAGUUUAUGGGGGUUACAUUGGAAUCGCAA
Molecule: messenger RNA, 2670 nt
Organism: Pistacia vera
Lineage: Eukaryota; Viridiplantae; Streptophyta; Magnoliopsida; Sapindales; Anacardiaceae
Product: small G protein signaling modulator 1-like
Exons: 11
Coding region: 209-2290 (693 amino acids)
Biological process (GO): activation of GTPase activity
Molecular function (GO): GTPase activator activity
Source: RefSeq, a predicted model, not a curated record